This is a messenger RNA of Nelumbo nucifera (sacred lotus), 1229 nucleotides long. Its product is annotated as Chaperone DnaJ-domain superfamily protein. NCBI's taxonomy places the organism in Eukaryota, Viridiplantae, Streptophyta, Magnoliopsida, Proteales, Nelumbonaceae. The record is from RefSeq and is a predicted model, not a curated record.
UUCAACGGAAAUUAUGGGUAGAACUGGUAGAAAAGCCGCUAUACUCCAACUGUCACUGAAGCAAAACUCAAACAAGAAACCAUCCACAUAUUUGAUAUUUCCCGGUAAAACAGAAAAAAAAAAAGAACAGAAAAUCCCCCGUAUAAAAUUCAGAAUUUGCAAUCCAGAUUCAAAAUUUCCUUCUGCAUGUGAAUAAGGAAGAAAAAUCGAUUCACUUCUCGAUCGCUUCUCUGAGUCUCCAUCUCUUUUCGGGAACGCAAGAGAAGAUGAGCAGUCUCAGAGCAAUAUGUCGGCCUCACAUGGUAUUCUCUUCCUUCAUGUGUUGCAGAAACCAAGCUCGAUUAGCUCUCCCUUUUCGAAACAACUGCAGCUAUAAAUCUGGGGUUUCUUCCCUAUCAUCGUUCUCUCCUUGGUUUGAUACCUCCGAUGUUCUGAGAAACUAUUCAGCGUACCGUGUGAAUUCCAGGAGAACACUCGUUAGGGCGACGAAAUGGACUGAUGAGAAAUCUCCGUAUGAAACUCUUGUGCUGGAAAGGGAUGCUGAUGAAGAGAAAAUAAAGUCUGCUUACAGACGCUUAGCGAAAUAUUAUCACCCAGAUGUGUAUGAUGGAAGGGGGACUCUCGAGGAAGGGGAAACGGCUGAAAGUCGGUUCAUUAAGAUUCAAGCAGCUUAUGAGUUGCUCAUAGACGAGGAAAAGCGAAGACAAUAUGACAAUGAUCAUCGUGUCAAUCCAUUGAAGGCUUCUCAAGCAUGGAUGGAGUGGCUUAUUAAAAAACGAAAGGCUUUUGAUCAGCGUGGUGAUAUGGCGAUUUCAGCUUGGGCUGAGAUGCAGCAGCGUGAGAUGAAUCUUCGUGCACGACGUCUCUCUCGUUCAAAGAUUGAUCCAGAGGAAGAGAGGAGGAUCCUGGCAAAAGAGAAAAAGGCAUCUAUGGAGAAUUUCUCAAAUACUCUUAGGCGACAUACACUGGUCCUCAAGAAAAGGGAUCUAAUGCGGAAAAAGGCAGAAGAUGAAAAGAAAAAGGUCAUUUCUCAGCUUUUAGCUGCAGAAGGGCUUGAACUUGAUACAGAUGAUGAUACAUUGUAGACUAUUUGCUGAAUAUUGGUUCCUAUUGUAAAUAAGCACUUCCAUGGAUUUGGCUCCCCAAGAAAUAUGGUGUUUCUGGUGGGUGAUUCAUAUUCCUGUUGUACACAACUGUAUAUAUUAUUCUUUCUGGAUACUUUAGAAAGA